This is a messenger RNA of Fusarium proliferatum ET1, 1167 nucleotides long. RefSeq lists its product as uncharacterized. The record is from RefSeq and is a predicted model, not a curated record. Lineage: Eukaryota; Fungi; Ascomycota; Sordariomycetes; Hypocreales; Nectriaceae. The coding region runs from base 1 to 1167 and encodes 388 amino acids. The transcript has a single exon.
AUGAACAGUCGGUCCCUCGAUAUUGAUGCUGCUGCUGAGGGAACAUGUGACUGGCUGCUUCGGCACCAAAAAUUCACAAGCUGGGCCUCCUGUGAUCGAGGGCUCGUCUGGAUCAAAGGGAAGCCCGGCUCUGGGAAAUCGACGUUGCUGCGAUACCUUCUGGACCAUAUCAUAACCAUACCUAACACCGGAAAGGAAAAAUUAAUCCUCUCAUUCUUCUUCCACGGUCGUGGCACUGAACUCCAGAAGACGCCACUGGGUCUCUUCCGAUCGCUUCUCCACCAGCUCUUGCUCCAGGCCCCUGAGACCCUGACAGACCUUAUGAACAUAUUCCAACAACGGUGCAAAAUGGCUGGCAAGCCGGGUGAAAAGUGGCAGUGGCAUCCGCGCGAGCUGCCACGACUCUUCGAAUCAUCGCUCUCCAAAGUCUUGCGGACUCGUCCAGUUUGGUUAUUUGUUGACGCGUUAGACGAAUGUGGCCAAAGGAAUGCAGUUAAGCUGGUCCGGGACUUCAAGUCUCUGCUACAGGGACUAGCCUCUACUGAUUCACAGUUUCACAUCUGCUUCACUUGCCGCCACUACCCGAUUCUAGGCCAGACUUGUCAGUUCGAAAUAUGCCUGGAGGAGGAGAACAGACAGGAUAUUUCGACCUACGUGCGAGCGCAGCUUUCUCUAUCCCGUGAGCUAACAGCAUCUACAAUCCCGGAUUUAAUUACAAAACAUGCCCAGGGUGUUUUCAUAUGGGCAUAUCUCGUGGUAGAUCGAAUCCUGGGCCUUAAUAAUGAAGGAGAAGGAUUGAAAAGGAUUGAAAAGGAGAUCUAUUCCAUCCCUCCGGAGCUAGAUGACCUCUACAACGAACUCAUCCGAAAUAUGGACGAGAGACCAGCUUCUCUCAAACUGAUUCAGUGGAUCUGCUUUUCUGUGCGACCCUUGUCACUAGACGAAUUGCGAUGGGCCAUGAUAAUCGAUGCCGAUUGCCCUAGCAAGUCAUUACAGGAAUGCAAGAACAUGGAAGAUCAUAUAUCAGACAGUGACAGAAUGAACAGGCGAGUUCAAACGCUCAGCUGUGGCCUCGUCGAGGUGACAUCAGAUGCGAAAGUUGUACAGUUCAUCCACCAGUCCGUCAAGGAUUUUUUUCACCGAGAAAGGCCUUUCGGCUAUGAGUGA